AUGGAGUCUACUUUAGGGGCUGCACUGCUUUUGAUGCUAGUGGCUGCAUCAGCAGCCCAGAGCUGCCAGUGUGCAACAAACCAUCGAGUAACCUCCUGUACAAUGGAGUCUGGUACCUGCACCUGCACAUCAUUCGGUUCGGACCAGAGGGUAGACUGUUCAACACUGACUUCGAAAUGCCUCCUGAUGAAGGCAGAAAUGACACGCUCUCCCUCCAGGGGAAGGAGGUUCAUGAAGCCUGAAGAUGGCUUUCUGGACAACGAUGGGCUUUACAACCCAGACUGCACAGCCAAUGGCACCUUCAAGGCCAAGCAAUGCAACCAGACAGACACUUGUUGGUGUGUGAACAGUGCUGGAGUGAGGAGGACUGACAAGGGUGAUACAACCAUGGUAUGCAGCAGACUUGUCAGAACAAACUGGAUCUUCAUUGAAAUGAAGCACCAAGAAAGAGAAUCUGCCUUCCCUGAGUCUGAAGUGAAAAAUAGUCUUCGCCAGAUAAUUCAGAGCCGGUACAUGCUCCAUCCAAAGUACAUCACACUGAUAGAGUAUGACUCCCCAUUCAUCCAUAUUGACAUGAAGCAGAAUGAGUCUCAGAUGACUUCCAGAGAUGUCGAUAUAGCAGAUGUAGCCUAUUACUUUGAAAAAGACAUCAAACGCAACUCUGCUUUUCCGCCCAGUAAUGUGUUUAAUCUCUCUGUCAAUGGAGAACCUCUAAAUAUUGAAGAAAUCUUAAUCUACUAUGUUGAUGAACAGCCACCAGAGUUCACUAUGAAGCGCUUGGCAGCUGGUGUGAUUGCGGUGGUAGUGGUGGUGGUUUUGGCCAUUAUUAUUGGAAUAACUGUGCUUGUGAUUACCAGGAGGCGAAGGACUGGCAAGUAUGAGAAGGUUGAGAUUAAGGAGAUGGGAGAAAUGCGAAGAGGACAAAAUUCAUAGUUGCCUUUCUUUGAAGCCAGAACUAAGACUUUGAACAUAGAAGGAAAAUAGCAGGAUCACUGCAUGACUUUUGAAAGUGUGUGUGUGUGG
This is a messenger RNA of Hemicordylus capensis (graceful crag lizard), 1023 nucleotides long. It is a transcript of the gene TACSTD2, whose product is annotated as tumor associated calcium signal transducer 2. Gene Ontology annotation, cellular component: membrane. NCBI's taxonomy places the organism in Eukaryota, Metazoa, Chordata, Lepidosauria, Squamata, Cordylidae. The record is from RefSeq and is a predicted model, not a curated record. Bases 1 to 933 code for a protein of 310 amino acids. The transcript has a single exon.